This is a messenger RNA of Solanum dulcamara, 786 nucleotides long. RefSeq names its product agamous-like MADS-box protein AGL29. NCBI's taxonomy places the organism in Eukaryota, Viridiplantae, Streptophyta, Magnoliopsida, Solanales, Solanaceae. The record is from RefSeq and is a predicted model, not a curated record. Gene Ontology annotation, molecular function: RNA polymerase II cis-regulatory region sequence-specific DNA binding; DNA-binding transcription factor activity, RNA polymerase II-specific; protein dimerization activity. Gene Ontology annotation, biological process: regulation of transcription by RNA polymerase II. The coding region runs from base 1 to 786 and encodes 261 amino acids. The transcript has 3 exons.
AUGAGAAGACCUAAUGGCCGCAGAAGAGUUGACAUUGUGAGGAUGCAAAAUCGAAUGAACUUACAAGUAACAUUUUCCAAACGGCGUACUGGCAUAUUUAAAAAGGCAAGUGAACUCUCUACUUUGUGUGGUGCUCAUGUUACUCUUAUAACUUAUUCUCCUAGCAACAAAGUAUAUUCAUGUGGGCACCCUUCGGUCGAGUUCAAUAUAGAUAGAUUUCUUGGAGUGAAUCCUCCACCUGACAGUGAUGCUCCAAAUCCCAUCAUUGUAGCUCAUCAAAAUGCCAAUGUUCGUGAGCUCAAUAGGAAGCUAAAUAAUUUGGAGAGUUUACUCGAAAAAGAAAGAAAACAUGGAGAAGCUCUUGAAGCAUUGAGGACAGAACCUUCACAUGAAACACUCAGCUUUCUUGACCUUAAAAGCUUGAGUGAGGCCUUGGAAGCUGCGGGUGAAGAACUUGAAAGAGUAGCGAGCCAAAAUAAGGAGUGUGGUAUUGAAUAUCCAUAUCAGACCCUUGGAAGUGCUUUCGCUCCUUUAAGAGUUACGGAAAGCACUUCGGCUGAUUCCAAUGAAGGGCCAUCUGAAUCUAGCAGACCCUGUGGUGCUGGAUCUGGAAAUAGAGCUGGUGUUAGGGAUGGAAUUGGAGAUGGUGCUUGCUACAUCUCAUAUAUAGUAGCUAAAAUUAGGGGCUUUCCAAAAUAUGCCAAGUUUGUCAAAGAUAUUAUGGCCAACAAGAGAAGUAAGCUGAAUUUGAAGUGGUUGAGAAGCUUCCACCACCGGUUUCAGUGA